Messenger RNA from Bicyclus anynana (squinting bush brown), 3153 nucleotides. Its product is annotated as developmentally-regulated GTP-binding protein 2. Gene Ontology annotation, molecular function: GTP binding; GTPase activity. The transcript is spliced from 8 exons. Bases 209 to 1303 code for a protein of 364 amino acids. Gene Ontology annotation, cellular component: cytoplasm. Gene Ontology annotation, biological process: cytoplasmic translation. Lineage: Eukaryota; Metazoa; Arthropoda; Insecta; Lepidoptera; Nymphalidae. The record is from RefSeq and is a predicted model, not a curated record.
GCACAUGUGUCACUGUCAUUUGACAACAGUCAACGAAUUAAUAACCUAAACUUUUAUUGCUUUUAGUUUUAAUCAAUUCCAUUUGAAUACAAUUUUAUCAAUUUAUGCAAUAAUUAGAUCUAAGCAUUGUAAAGAGAUGACAUUUUUGUGCUAAAAUAUUUAUAUAAGAAGUAAGUUAAAUUUUGUUGGUUAACCGUUUUUCGAAACCAUGGGUAUUUUGGAAAAGAUUUCCGAAAUCGAAAAGGAAAUAGCGAGAACUCAGAAAAAUAAAGCAACUGAGUAUCAUUUGGGUCUAUUGAAAGCAAAGUUAGCAAAAUACAGGUCUCAGCUCCUUGAACCUUCCAAGAAGGGUGGUGACAAGGGGGAAGGUUUUGAUGUGUUGAAGUCUGGUGAUGCCAGAGUUGCUCUUAUAGGAUUCCCUUCAGUUGGUAAGUCUACCCUCUUGUCUACAUUGACACACACACACUCAGAGGCAGCGAGCUACGAGUUCACAACUCUGACAUGUAUUCCCGGAGUCAUAGAGUACCGAGGUGCCAACAUACAACUGCUCGAUCUUCCUGGAAUUAUUGAGGGUGCCGCACAGGGAAAGGGUAGAGGACGACAGGUGAUAGCAGUAGCGCGCACCGCCGACCUGGUGCUGAUGAUGCUGGAUGCCACCAAGCCCUACGUGCACCGCCAGCUGCUGGAGCGUGAGCUGGAGAGUGUGGGCAUCAGACUGAACAAGAACAAGCCCAAUAUAUACUUCAAGCAAAAGAAAGGCGGCGGAUUAUCUUUCAACUCAACAUGUCAACUGACGAAGGUGGAUGAGAAGAUGGUGCAAAUGAUUUUACAUGAAUACAAAAUAUUCAAUGCUGAGGUGCUGUUCCGCGAGGACUGCACGGCCGACGAGCUGAUCGACGUGAUCCUCGGCAAUCGCGUGUACCUGCCGUGCCUUUACGUGUACAACAAGAUCGACCAGAUCUCCAUACAGGAGGUGGACAGGAUAGCGCGCCAGCCGCACUCCGUUGUUGUCAGUUGUAACAUGAAACUAAACCUGGACUUCCUGCUGGAGACACUGUGGGAGUACCUCGCCCUCAUCAGAGUCUACACCAAGAAGCCCGGACAACCGCCCGACUUUGACGACGGACUUAUUCUGAGAAAGGGUGUCACGAUAGAGCACGUUUGCCACUCCAUCCACCGCACGCUGGCGGGCGCGCUCAAGUACGCGCUGGUGUGGGGCACCAGCACCAAGUACUCGCCGCAGCGCGUCGGCGUCGCCCACUCCGUGCACGACCAGGACGUGGUGCAGCUCAUCAAGAAGUAGUCCCCCCCACCCCAUCCCAUCCACCGCACGCUGGCGGGCGCGCUCAAGUACGUGCUGGUGUGGGGUAUCACCCCAGACCAAUUAUAGAAGGACCUGUAUCGCACUCAUAGUCGCAAACAAAAUUGUCUGUCAUUUUCUGAGGAAAACGAGCUUAUAUUUGGUAUAUAUCUUAUACUAAACUAGAAGUUUUUGUCCGUUUUUUACAUCAUUCAACUACAUAAAAAGGUAUUUUUACGGAGCUCUUUAACAGACGAACACGAUUACAACUAUUUAACAUCGAUACUAUAGAGACAGCUUUUAUUAUCGUAUUAGAUCAUUGAGUUUACUUUGACAGAAAAGUAACACCUAGCGAGGCAGAUCCUAUACAAUAGUUGGUCUGAGGGUAUCACACCCCAUCCUAUCCUAUCCCAUUCACCAUAGAAAUAUUCAUAACAAAACAAUAAAAAUGAGGUGUACAUGGAGAUUUGUCUGUGUACAUGUGAUGUGACAACACUUGAACUGUAUCUUUUUGCAGGAGCCUACACAAAAGGGGGGUUCUGCGUACUUUAAUGUUUGUAAGUUAUUAGCAACGCGCAGCAUAAAGUGCGGUAUGACCGUCAGCUGUCAGCGCUAUGAUAAAGUCUAUGUUACACUAAACGCAGAACUCAGAACGUCUGAACUGCCUGCGUGGGCACACAUCCCUCUAAAAUUAAAAAAAAAACUUGAUCCCUGACUGUUUUCUCGAGACAAGAGAAAGACAUUGUCGACCAAUAUCAUCGAAAACGUAACUCUUUCGUUGUGUUAAAAUUCAAGAUAUUUUAGAUUCUGUUGCUAUUGGUCGACAAUGUCCUUUUUUGUUACAUACCUUGCAGCGCGCAACCUAGGCCUACUUACAUGUUACAUGCAGCCUACGGUGGGACGAUUUUGGAUAGGCCUAUCAUGCGACAUAAAUCAAAGAAAUUGUAAUAAUUUUAACUAUUGUAAAUUAUAAUGUGAUUUUAAAAAAAGCAGAUUUCUUUAUUGGAUCUUCUAUACAGAACCUGCCUUCAAAACCAAAAAAGGUCAUCUGAUAAUUUUUACGAACAGUCAAAUAACAAAGAACCUACUUGAUUUAAAUUAAUUUUGAUUUUGUUUGAUGACCCACGACAUAAUAUCUCAUGGAGACAAAAUGACAUUGUCGACCAAGAACGCCGAAUCGGGAAUAUCGCUCUAUCGUUGCGGUAGGACAAAAAAACGAUAUUUCCGGCUCGGCUGCUUCUCGUCUACUGUACAGUUGCAUGUUGGGCCUAUUAGAAGAUGCCUAUUUUUUCCUAAUUUAAAGAUUAUUGACAUUACAUGUAGUAGGGGAAACAACUUGAUAGGUAUUCCAUCAUUUUAUACCACCCAACAACUGUUAUAUCAGGCAAUAUUUUUUUUAUACCUAGUUUGUCAAGUUAGCUUUUUCUUUUGUCUACAUCGACCUCUUAUAAUAAAAGGACGCACAAUCAUGUAGAAAACAUCACUUAAGAACUGGCCAAUUUUGCUUUGACAGUUUUAGAAUUAUUGGUAAAGAAAAUUAUACCUAAAAAAUAAUAUAUAGUCCAAUAUUCAAUAAAAUCCCAAAUUCAACCUUAAAGAUUGAGUUUAAGGUUGAAUUUGCAAAUGCGACUACUUAAAUUGAGUGCCAAGAAGUUGUGUUUGGCACUCAUUGAGUGGUGACGCUUUUUGGUCGCUGAUUGUGCAUCCACUUUUUAAUAGGAGAUUGAUGUUUGUCUAUCUAAUUUUUCAGUUGAAAAUGUAUAAAAUAUGCAUUAUGUUAUUUUGUUUAUACAUAUGUAAAGCUUUGCUUUUACAUAACACUGUAUAUUAUAAUUAUCUAUUGGAAUUGAUAA